Fulmarus glacialis (Northern fulmar) is the source of this 723-nucleotide messenger RNA. RefSeq lists its product as uncharacterized. The coding region runs from base 1 to 723 and encodes 240 amino acids. The transcript is spliced from 6 exons. The record is from RefSeq and is a predicted model, not a curated record. NCBI's taxonomy places the organism in Eukaryota, Metazoa, Chordata, Aves, Procellariiformes, Procellariidae. Gene Ontology annotation, cellular component: membrane raft; focal adhesion. Gene Ontology annotation, biological process: actin cytoskeleton organization; regulation of Rho protein signal transduction. Gene Ontology annotation, molecular function: protein binding; GTPase activator activity.
AUGCUUUGGGUGGAUGGAGGUGAGACAGAGAGAGCCCUGGCCGCAGGGGACUCCCUGGCCCCUUCUUCAAGACAGCUCUCCAAACCCCUCGGCCUUCCAAGGACCUGCCACAGGAGCCAGAGGCUAGAGCCCUGGCUUUCCCAAAAUGUUGGAGAUGAAAAUGGGGCAAACACUGCUUCUGUUGAUAAAUCACAGGUGAACGCUAAAAUCGAGGCCAAGGAAGCCUGUGACUGGCUGCGGGCUGCCGGGUUCCCGCAGUACGCGCAGCUUUAUGAAGAUCUCCUUUUUCCAAUUGACAUCGCUCUAGUCAAGCGAGAGCAUGACUUUCUGGACAGAGAUGCUAUUGAGGCCUUAUGCAGGUUCAGGCUUCCAGUGUACUUGCCGCUCAGGGCUGAUACGGACCAGUCUCGACCCAGGGGGCUGGGACUGGGAGGCAGGUCCUGUUGCAUUGGUCACCCUCGGGAAGAAGGGGUUUGCAGAGCCGGGGUGAAGGAGGGUGGGAUCCUGCGCAGGAGUACCUGGCGGGCGACGAAAAGUGACGCCUUGGAGAUACAACGCUCCACAGGACGCAUAGACGGGACGUUCACCCUUCACCCACGCCAUAAAUACAAUUCCUCUGAAAUUCACUGGACUUGUGCGUGUACCCACCAGCUGCAGCCGGCAGGACUGAGCCUUCUGCCUUUUAAAGUCAGAGCAAAGAUGAAAAUAGAGAGAUCUGGAUAA